UAGUCGAUUUUUGACUCUUUUCAAUAAUAUUGGGUUGGGACAAACCACAGAUCACUAUUAUCCUAGGGAUAAACAAUUUAAUUUGAUUCGAUUUUGCAUUUCGCAAACUUGAAACUAGUUUUAGUGUCAUUCAUAGUAUACUCAAUUAUUCUGUUUUAUGGACAUUAUCAAACGAAUAGUCGUGUCAGAUUAUCCGCUUUAUAUAAAUCGCUUAUAACUCGAAGUGUUCAGUGCUUAAAACCAUUUCCCUUGUAUUGGGAACAACUGUUAGAUAGAUGCGCAAGGAAAGUAAACGAUAUUUGUGAGAAUACAAUGUGUUCAAGGGCGGUCACAUCAUUUUUUAGCCAGUGGAGGCUUUGGAUUCGUCCUGUAUUUAUUACCAGUUAUGUUUUACUUGUGAUAGUGUUAGUGCCACUGCUGAUAGUUCAUUCACUUCAAAAUGGUUUCACCCAGUCUGAUCGCGGUACCCUUAUUGGAGGAGCAUUUGUCCUGAUGGCUGUACCUAUAUCUGUAUGGCAAAUUACCCAACACAUAGUACAUUACACUAAGCCAUCAUUACAAAAACACAUAAUUAGGAUAUUAUGGAUGGUGCCUAUUUAUGCCCUAAAUGCAUGGAUUGGCUUAGAAUUCCCUGAACAAUCAAUUUACAUGGAUUCUCUGAGAGAAUGCUAUGAAGCCUAUGUAAUAUAUAACUUCAUGAAGUACCUGCUGAACUAUCUCAAUGAGGACCAGGACUUGGAGGCAGUGCUGGAGACUAAGCCUCAAGUGAAACAUUUGUUUCCACUCUGCUGUAUGGCACCAUGGGAAAUGGGACGGGAAUUUGUCCACAACUGCAAGCAUGGUAUACUCCAGUACACACUAGUUAGGCCUUUGACCACCGUGAUAUCAAUGAUAUGUGAUCUCUGUGGGGUUUACGGGGAGAGUGACUUCAGUCCCGAUGUGGCCUUCCCAUACAUGAUAGCUAUCAACAAUCUGUCUCAGUUUGUGGCCAUGUACUGUCUGGUUCUGUUCUAUCAGGCCAAUAAGGAGGAGUUGAAACCAAUGAAGCCGAUCGGAAAGUUUUUAUGUAUUAAAGCUGUUGUCUUCUUCUCUUUCUUCCAAGGAGUAAUAAUCAAUAUUUUGGUAUUCUGUGGUGUGAUAUCAACAAUAUUCGAUAUAGAUAAGACUGAUAAAGACAAGAUAAAAAUCAUAUCUUCCAAACUGCAGGACUUCCUUAUAUGUAUAGAGAUGUUCUUAGCCGCUAUAGCACAUCACUACAGCUUCUCAUACCGACAGUUCAUAACGUCACAUGAUGACUCCACAUCUUGUCUGGGGUCAUUCCUUGCCAUGUGGGACGUAUCCGACGUCAAGCGAGAUAUCUCUGAGCAUCUUGGAGUUGUUGGGAGCUCAUUCAGCAGAAGAUUGCGCGGUAAAUCGAUGUAUCACUUGGCGCGAGGUUACGACGAGAGCACCCGCCUCGUGGCCGAGCCCGCGCCCUCCAGCUCUGCGCCCAACCUCACCAUAGAGCCCGCUGAACCGCCCUCCGUGGAGGUCCGGCCCUCCGUCUACGGCUCCCUAGAGAACACCAUGACCACAGCGUCGCUGACUUCCGACACAGAACCCUUGCUGGAUCAUUCUGAUGACAGGAGUGAUCCUAAAGUGUAAAUGGAUAAAUAUUAUAAUUUCUAGUGCAAUAGUGACUCUCGUUCAGCUCAGCAGGUCCGCCCUUGCCAUAGAGCCCGCCGAACCACCCUCUAUGGAGGUCCGGCAAUCAGUAUAUGGGUCCCUAGAAAACACUAUAACCACAGCGUCACUGACCUCCGACACUGAGCCCUUACUGGAUAUAUUCUGAUGACAGGUGUGAUCCUAAAGUGUAAAUGGAAUAAACAGUGUAAUUUCUAGUGCAAUAGUAAUUUCCGAUCGAAUAUGAUCAAUCUGAUAAGAGGAGUGAUCCUAAAGCGAAUGAGUAAAUAUUCUUGUUUAUAGUACAAUAAUGAUUUUAGAUCAAGCAUAAUUAUUCUGAUGAUCUUAAGAAGUGAUCUUAAAAUGUGAAUUUAUAAAAUAAUAUUCUAGUUUCUAGUGCUAGUGAAAUUUAACAAAAUCAUUCUGAUGACAGGAGUGACCCUAGUGUAAAUGAGUAAAUAUUACAUAAUAUUUUUUUAUUCCAUUACAAGUACAAGCCCUUGCCUGCGAUCUCAGCUGAUGGUAAGUGAUGAUGCAGUCUGAUGGAA
Messenger RNA from Maniola jurtina (meadow brown), 2210 nucleotides. RefSeq names its product transmembrane protein 184C. The record is from RefSeq and is a predicted model, not a curated record. The coding region runs from base 313 to 1644 and encodes 443 amino acids. Gene Ontology annotation, biological process: transport. Lineage: Eukaryota; Metazoa; Arthropoda; Insecta; Lepidoptera; Nymphalidae. The transcript is spliced from 6 exons. Gene Ontology annotation, molecular function: transporter activity.